AUGCCGCUGUCUCUUCAGGCGACUGCAGUGCCUCCACCCUGCAAGGACAAAGGUCCAGAAAGAUUUCAUGAAAGAGUGAAGUUUGUCUUAAACACGACCAGAUCUUGUCUAAAACGGAAUACUCUACGGCAUUGCUUGUACAAGCCGCCUGCUAUCGUUACUGAUUUUGAGGUCCGGUUGCGUAUUGGUGUUUACCAUCUGCAUUUAAAAGAGUAUUUUCGCGUUUUUCCAAAACAACAGAUCCUUGUUAUAAAAACGGAGGACUAUUCCAAGCAUACACCGGAACAUUUGGAUCAAAUAUUCGACUUUUUAAACGUUGCUCGUCUUCCUAUUGAAGAUCUGCAGGAAAUCUCAAAUGAAACCAAAAAGAACACUCGGAAAAAAGGUGAUAUCAAGAUUGGAGACAUGUUUCCCGAAACGAGAAAACUAUUGCGGGAAUUUCACAAAAGCCACAAUAACAAACUCGGGCGGCUGCUGGGCCAACACUUUAAUUACAAUAAAGAUGAACAAGAUUUGGUCACGUAGAAUGGU
Mya arenaria is the source of this 531-nucleotide messenger RNA. RefSeq names its product carbohydrate sulfotransferase 15-like. Gene Ontology annotation, molecular function: N-acetylgalactosamine 4-sulfate 6-O-sulfotransferase activity. Bases 1 to 525 code for a protein of 174 amino acids. The transcript is spliced from 4 exons. NCBI's taxonomy places the organism in Eukaryota, Metazoa, Mollusca, Bivalvia, Myida, Myidae. The record is from RefSeq and is a predicted model, not a curated record. Gene Ontology annotation, biological process: hexose biosynthetic process.